This is a messenger RNA of Habropoda laboriosa, 375 nucleotides long. RefSeq lists its product as uncharacterized. Lineage: Eukaryota; Metazoa; Arthropoda; Insecta; Hymenoptera; Apidae. The transcript has a single exon. The annotation marks the transcript as partial. The record is from RefSeq and is a predicted model, not a curated record.
AGAAAGAAAAGAUUUCGUGAAAAUUCCGAGUCUGAUACGAAAAUGUCGAAAAGAGAAAUGGCAAACGUGACGGAAUCAGAAUUGCAGAGGAUACGCGAAGUUCGAAAAUUCGCAUCACGAUUAAACGCAAAAGAAAAAACAAUUAAUUACAACGAGAUAUCGUUAGCCACAACUUCAAAAAACAACACUUCAGAUUUAAGAGUAUCUUCCUUAAAAAGAGUAAAUACGAGAGGUACAGACGACAGGAAAGACAAUUGCAAAAGGCGAAAACAAAUUGAUACAAAAAGUAAACCUAAGAUUAAGGCGGUAACCUCAUUAAUUUCAGUGCGAUUUGUAAAAGGCAAACAACAGUGGCGAAUCACAAAUGCUAUUUAA